Molecule: messenger RNA, 889 nt
Organism: Ruditapes philippinarum (Manila clam)
Lineage: Eukaryota; Metazoa; Mollusca; Bivalvia; Venerida; Veneridae
Exons: 5
Coding region: 445-861 (138 amino acids)
Source: RefSeq, a predicted model, not a curated record
CAUUUAUAUAUUUAUUGAAUUAGAACAUUCUAGUUCAUACUUAAUGUUCAUUAUAGAUAUAACAUCACAAUUAUCAUAAAUAUGAAUUAUGGCUUAAUUAACCUCAAAAUCGUAUUAGACGCCUUAUUUGUAAUAUCUUAUUUUACGAUGCUUUAAGACUUAUAAAAAAUGGAAAAGGAAGAAAACGUGAGAUAGCUUUGUAAAUAAAUUUAUCUUUCUUAGUUCGACAUGUCAAUAUUUGAGGUAUUGACAAAUAUUAUAAAUAAAGCCUGUCCGUAGAUGUAUACUUAUCGACAUGAAUUGUAUUACGCAAUAGGCACAUAUUUGUUGAGAACAGUGCUGGUUUGAUUGAAAUUUAAAAAAAAGCAAAAGAAAAUUGCAGAAACGGAUAUUGGUUCACAGAUUAUCGCAUAUUUAGUCAGAUGCCAUUGUUAUGUAUAUAGAAUGGAACAAAAGACAGUUUUCACAAUAUGCAUUUUCGUGUACAUGUUUACACAAAAGGCAUAUGCAGUAUGUGACUUGCAGUCGCCAUUUAUAAUCUCGGAAACAGCACCAAAUGGCACUGUUAUAUUUAAUACCACCAAACCCCAGGGAACAACUCCGUCGUUUACCAUUAAAAGUCCAACACAAGGAGGUGUCGGCGCCGCAUUGAUGGACAGACUUUUGAUAAUUAAUAGUAUCACAACCUUUCAACUGAUCAAUACGGAAGUCCUAGAUCUGGAAGAGUUCAUGAUCUCGUAUGGCGCGGAUAUUAGAGCUAUAUCGUUGUUGGUCACCUGUGGCGGAAAUAAUGUAAUUAUUCUAUUUAUAUCGCCAUCCUUCCAAAUUCAAUACAGCAUAACGCUAUUUAUUUGCGAUUAAUGACUCGUUCUUUUCAUGAGGAGUAUUA